AUGUCGCCCCUGCAGGCUUGGCUUGCCUGCACUUCGCGUGCGGAGGAGUCUGUGGCACAUGGACUCGGCAGGGUGGCGAAAUCCUGUGCUCGCAACCCAUGGAAGUGUGUUGCAGUGACCGUCGUGGGCUGCCUGCUUUGUGCGCUGGGGGUUCUGCGUUUCACGGCUGUGAGCGAAGCUCGUGAUCUUUGGGUGGAUCAAGGAUCACAGGUCAUGAAGGACUUGGAGUGGACUGAGAAGUACUUCACCUCCGCGGGCCGCGUGAAUCGCGUCUUGGUCACGGCGAAGGAUGGUGGGAACAUUCUGCGACCGGAGACGAUGGUCGAAAUCUUCCGCAUGGCUGAUGAUGUGAAA
Messenger RNA from Symbiodinium necroappetens, 354 nucleotides. Lineage: Eukaryota; Dinophyceae; Suessiales; Symbiodiniaceae. The record is from the annotation of a GenBank genome assembly.